CAAGAGCGCAGCAGAGCCAGGAGCCCGCCAGCCCCGCCAGCCAGCGAGCCAGGGAAGCGGCGCCCCGGUCGCGCAGCCUAUGAAGGGUGGCCAGGCCCGGUGGGGUCCCCCCUGCCGCCACUCCGGCGCCCGACGGCAACUGCUGCGCAAGAUGUGAGCCGGCCGUGCGACGGCGGCGGCGGCCGAUCUCUUCCCUGCCUGCCUGCCUGCCUGCCUGCCUGCCUGCCUGCCUGCCUGCUGGUGGCGCGGACUCUCUCGGCUGACCGUCCGUCCGUGAUGCCUCGUUGAGGAUCUGAAGUCAUCCGGGACUGGAGCUACAGAGUCGCAGUCACCGGCGGGAUGUUCGCGCUGGAUCCGUUCGACCCACACGGCGGCGGCGGCUCAGGCAGGAGCGGGGUGCCGGGUGAGCGGGGCGGCGGCGGCUUUGGGCCGGGCGCGGGCUCCCAGUUCAAGCCGUCGCCAUUUCACGGCGGAAGUAGCAGCGGCGGCGGAGAACCGGCGUCCGUCAAUGCCCUGGCCGAGCCCUCUUCGACCCUACUGGCCAUGAACCUGACCUUGUCCGGGGAAGGCUACGGCGGUUUCCACGGCCCCCGCGGCGGCCCUCCGGAGCUGGGCCAGGCCCAGCCGAUCCACGGAUUCUUCGGCAGCCCGCCGCCUGGCCCGGCCGCCCACCAGCAGAGCCAACCACCGGUCUCGCACUUCGGCGGCGGCUUCGGGACCGAACCCAGCGCUUCCUGCCUGCACGGCGGGCGCCUCCUCGGCUAUUCGGGAGGCCAGCAGGCGUUCGCGGCGGACGGCGGCUACGAGCAGCAUCUGGCGGACGGCCAGGCGGGCGGGGAUGGCUUCGGACAGCAGAGGGCGGGACCCCUCCAGGACUUCCAGCCGCCACCGCCGCCGCCGCAUCAUCUUCAUAAUCCCGGCGUGCCGGCCCCAUGCCUGCCGCUUGACCAGUCGCCGAACCGCGCUGCUUCCUUCCACGGCCUGCCGGGAGCCGCCUCCUCAGAACCGCACGGCCUGGACUCGCAGAGGCGGCUGCCGAGCCAAGGGGCGGCCGCGGUAGAUGCCCUGGAAUAUAGUUACGCGAACAGCGAGAGCCAUUUCGACUUGCCCGUUUUCUCGUCGUCAGAGGCCGAGGGGCAGCUGCCGCAGUACGGAUCCGGACGACAGGCGGCUCCGCCGGGAGGCGGCAAUUUCCCUGGGCACUCGGCGGCCUUGCCCCGAGUGCCGGGAUCCCUGGGGAAGGUUCCCAGCCAACAGUCCCCUCACGGCGUCUUCUUCGAUCGCUUCGGCGGCGCUCGCAAAAUGUCUCUGGGGCUGGAGCCGGGCCUGAGCGCCGGAAGGCACCACCUGGUUCAGCAACAGCCGCCGCCCUCGGCUCUCCUGGCCAGACAGAAUUCCUGCCCGCCGGCGUUGCCGCGGCCACAGCAGUGCCCAGAGGGUAGCGCCGCCAACGCCAAUCUGCAAGACGGCGGGGCCCCGAUUUCGCAGCACGGCCAGUUCGAGUAUCCCAUCCAUCGGCUGGAGAACCGGGGCCUGCAGCACCACCCCCACCACUCCCAGCAGCAGCAACAUCAGCAACAUCCCUACGUCCCGGGAGAGCCGCUUUUCAACGUGCCUCACCAGCACCAGCAGCACCAGCACCAGCAGCCGCCCAACCAGCGGUUGCAGCACUUCGACGCGCCUACCUACGUGAACCUCCCCAAGAGGCCCCGUUUCGAUUCGUGGAGCGGUGGCGGCGGCGCGGGCAUGCACGGGGCGGCCGCCUUGGAGAGCCACCUGUCGCCCUCCGCGGCCUAUCCUGGCCUGCCGGGGGACUUCACGCCGCCGGUGCCCGAGCAUUUUCCGCCGCCGCCGGGCUCGGAUCCCCAAGCGGCUCUGCAGCAGCGCCAGAACGCGGCGCUGAUGAUCAAGCAGAUGGCGGCCACCCGCGGCCAAGCUCAGCGCCUCCGUCCGCCCGGCCUGCAGCAGGUCAGCCACCACCAACACCCACACGGUGCCGGCGGCCACGGCCAUCACCAGUCCCCGCACCAACACCCGGGCGAGGCCGCCUUCGAGGCGCAGGAAGGUGCUUGGUUCCCUCCCCCUCAUCCUCCCGCGGGCAGCGGAGAUUUACUGUUCCGGCCGGGAAUGGGCGGGUUGCAGGAGCCGCCGCCGCCGCCGGCCCUGCGGAUGUCCUCCGGGGCCGAAGGACACGUCCCCUCGCCAGGCGGCCUGCAAGGUCAGUUUGGCUUGAGCCCGCCGUCGGAGCGGCGGCCGAGCCACCCAGACUUCGCGUCGCAGGCUCAGAGCUUUCCUUUUGGGGGGCCCAGCCGCCAGGCCACCCCGCACAGCGCUUCACCCGGAUCCUUUGGGCCGCCGACGGACUUUCAGAGCUCUGCACCCCCUCCGUCGCAGCCCCGGCCCUCCCCGGCCAGCAGCAAACUGGGCGCGCUCUCGCUAGGCUCCUUCCCCAAAGGGGGUGUCGGGGCGCCGCCCGGGAGCGCGGGCCCCAAGGAGAGCAGCGGCCUCUUCGGACAGAGCUGCCUGGCAGCGCUCUCCACCGCCUGCCAGAACAUGAUCGCCAGCCUGGGUGCGCCCAACCUCAACGUCACCUUCGGCAAGAAGGGCGCCGCUGCGGCGGUAGGCGGUGGGGCCGGCGGGGAGGGCGCCAAGCGGAGCAAGCUGAGCCCCGCAGAGGCUGCCGAGACAAACGGCGCAGGGUCGCAGCCUUCCCUCCCGGCCGCGACGGUUCCUGCCGGCGAAAGCGGCCUCUCCCCCAACUACUCCCCUGGAUCUGGCCCCGAGGCCAAAGCGGGAAGCGGACGAGGCAGGGGACGCAGGAAACGAGACAGCGGCCACGUCAGUCCGGCCGCCGGGGCGACCAGCGGGGCGGGCGGCUUCUUUGAGAAGUAUGGCCCGACAUCGGGCGUAGAGAGCGGCAGCCCCGGACAAGGCGGAGAGCGAAGCGGCGGCACCCCCCAUCUUCACGAGCCCCCCAAGGCGUUGAGUUCUCCGCCUUCCACCUGGGCCAAGGGCGGCGGCGGCGGCGACCUCCUCCUCCCGCCUCCUCCAGAACAGGCCGAUCUCCUUCCUUCCCUGGACCAGGCGGAAUCCUGCUCCCCGCGCGGUGGCGGCGGCGGCGGAGACUUCCCCGGCGAGGCGGAAAACGAGGAUGAGGUGUCUUCCAGUUCCGACAACCAGGGCGCCAAAGGGUGUCCCGCCGGGCGCAGCCCGCUUCAGCCGCCCGGCCGCCCAGUCGACCACCCGCUCCUGAAUGGACAGAAGGCGUCGGCCCUGGCUCAGCUGGGCCUGCACGGCGGCGGCAGCGGCAGCAGCACGGCGACCUCCAGCCCUGAGAGCUACGGCGCCGGUCCCCCCGGCCCGGUGCAGGAGGAGAUUCACCCGCUGGAGAUCCUGCAAGCGCAGAUCCAGCUGCAGCGGCAGCAGUUCAGCAUCUCCGAGGACCAGCCGCUGGGCCUCAAAAGCGCAAAGAAGGGCCCCGAAGGCUCGGGCGGGGGCCAGAACGGCGACAGCGGCGAGCUGAGCAGCUGUUGCGAGGGCGCCGGAGCCAAGGGCGCGGUGAGCACCAUCGACCUGGAAUCUUUGAUGGCCGAGCACUCCGCCACGUGGUACCUGCCUGGAGACAAAGCCCUCCUGGACGGGGAGCCCGACGAGAAGGUCCUGGUGCCUUGGGAGAAAGCGAAGGCGCCCACGGCCGGCAAGGAAGCCCACGACCUCCCCUCAAGCAAGGCCUUGGCUCCAGCACAGACGGGCAGCCACUUGCAGUGUCUCUCAGUCCACUGCACGGACGACAUGGGUGAUGCCAAGGGCCGGACUGCGGUGCCAACGUGGAGAUCCCUGCACUCAGACAUCUCCAACAGAUUUGGGACUUUUGUGGCUGCCCUGACUUGAAGAAGGAAACGGAGGAGGAGGAGGAGAGGAAGAGGAAAAGUUGGUGGUUUUCUUCUGUUCUUUUUAUGUUUAACCAGCCGCUGCUACUAGUUGGACAGUUUUUUCUUGGUUGGUAUCUGUUUAGCAGCAUACAGACUGGCAAGGGUUAAUUUAAAACAAACUCAACCUUUUUUAAAAAAGAAAGAAAGAAGGAAAGAAAAGAACAGCUGCCAUUUCUCCUGCCAGAGGAGGAGGAGGAGGAGGAGCACCGAAUGAACGAAUGAAAGAGUCAGCGAUGAGCCCAAGCAGGGCCUUCUCCACCAGGGCUAGGAAGCAGGAUUUCCCCCUCCCCUACCCCCCUUCCCUUAAGAUUGAGACGGUAAUCUGGAGAGCAGCACCGAAGUCCAAACUUCGGGAUUGGGGAAUUACUUCUCCAAAAGCCAUCCAAGGGAACCCCCCCACCCCGCUCUGCCUUUCCUGCCCACCACAGCCAAACCAUCAAACGCUGAGCCAACGAUUGAGACAGUCCUUUGUCUCAUUGGAGAGCGAGAAGGUGGGUGGGUGAGGAGUGGGGGAUGCAAGAUGAUCUCUUGCCUCCCCGCCCCACCUCAUUCUGCUGCUGCCUGAUUUCUGCUUUCUGGCACAAAGCUUCACAUCGCCUGUUUUCCUUGAGUGUGUGUAUGUGUGCAAGCGCUCGCUCAGUGGCAGCUCUGCUCUCAGGGUCUGCUGGGCUCCACUUGACAGCUGAGUGCCUUUCCUGGAGAGCAGGGAAGGGGGGGGGCACCGCCUUGCUCUAUCCGGGUCCUCCUGCCCUGCCAACAGCCUCCCAUUGUCUUCCUCUGUUUCCUGCCCCUCUGUGGAGUGGGGUCUGGAGAGCGGAAGGGGGUCCAGGGCAGCAGGGUAAGGCUUCCUCCUGCUCCUGGCUGGCAGCUGCUCUUACUGCAAGCUUCAAAAUGGCAGAGCCCUGGGAGAAGUUCAAGAGAGGUGCCAGCCUCGCCAGAGAAAACGAAAGAGCCAGGCAAUCACCUAUGCCCCCCAGGGUGCUAUUUCCAGCCUCAGGUUGGCAUUUCCAGCAGCAGAGAGGCUUCUCUGAGGCAGCCCCCCCAACCCGAGCCUCAGAUGGCUCCUGCCCAGUGCUCAGUCUUGGUCUGGGUGUGUGUGGAGAAAAGGAGCCCUCUACAGAGCAGGCCCAGCUCCCAUGGAGGGUUUUCUCCUGCCCUUCCCAUCUGGGGACCCUCAUCCUGCCAGAGGUCUGCAAGGAGAAGUGAGUCAGGUGCCGGGGGAGGGGGUUUCUUUAUUCUGUUAUUUUCUGAAAGUAAGCUUUUAUAAGAAGAAAAACGAUGAACUGAAGUGUUAAAAUAAGAAUAACAAUCAUAAAAGAACAUUCUAAAUAAAGAGCGACCAUGUUAAAAUGCAAACUUUAAAAACCACCGUAAACUCUUAAACUUCAUUCAGGCAAAGAGAAAAAUAUAUUUCAGCUGAUGUUUAAAAAUGAUUGGAAAAUAGCUUUAACAGCAAAACAAUAAAAUAAAAAUAGAGUUGUCAGAAAUUAUCAGAAAACUGCCUACUCAAAGCAUUUAUCGGAGUAACAUCCUGCACGGUGGAGAACUGUUCAGGCAGAGGGGUCAGUGAUACCUGCUGGAAACCUGCUGAAAACACACACACACACAAACAAACACACACACACACACACACACACACACACACACACACACACACACACACACACACGAGAAGAUACAAAUGGGUCUUUUGUUGCUUGAGGGCAGAGCUGGGUGCCUUCCUCUGCUAAUCUGGGCCAUAGCCACUAUCAAAGCAGGCGUGGGGCACCCGAGGGCAAGGGCAACCCCUUUGCAAGAACCAAUAUUGCAGCUAAACCAGGCCAAACUUUUCUGAGGGCUCUGCAAACAGCCUCUCCUCUUCUUUGGAAAGGCUGGGUGGGGGGCUCCUCAGCCAAAGGUCCAGAACUGCUCUGCACAAUUACAGCAGCCUUUCUAAUGGGGAAAAGCAAUCUAAAAUAAGCCAGCUAUUUUAACUAAGAUUUUAGGAUAAAAUUAAGUUUAGGGGGGAUUUGCCAAUAUUUUUUUUUCCUUGGUUUCAUUCCUGCCAGAAUUCCCCAGCCAUCGCAGCUUUAAAAACAAAUCCUGAAAGUAAAGGAUGUCCUUAUUUUCAUUGUCCUGGAAAAGAACCCUUUCCCCUCCCCUUCCCUCCCCUCCCAAAUCCCUCCUGCUCAGUCCCAAGAAGAAGCAAAGUUAUUGCACAUGUAAGAUAUUAACAUGGAGGGCAACUUGUAAUCUCCCCCUUCCCUCCCUCUUCCCCUCGCCCAUCCCCUUUUCUGGGAAUUUAGUUUAAAUUGGUUUCUCAAGGCUUGGUUGGAAGACUGUGACAAAAAGCUCAUAAAAAAGUGAGUGUUAUUUUCUUUCUUUUUUAAAUAUGUAAAGUGCAGUCUUCUCUAUUCAUGCAUAUUGUAUAUAUCUGUAUAUGUUUUACUGAGCAACUAAAUAACAAUAAAUAUGAUGUUAAUGGUGA
Ahaetulla prasina is the source of this 6399-nucleotide messenger RNA. It is a transcript of the gene MN1, whose product is annotated as MN1 proto-oncogene, transcriptional regulator. The record is from RefSeq and is a predicted model, not a curated record. Gene Ontology annotation, biological process: regulation of DNA-templated transcription. Bases 340 to 3891 code for a protein of 1183 amino acids. NCBI's taxonomy places the organism in Eukaryota, Metazoa, Chordata, Lepidosauria, Squamata, Colubridae. The transcript is spliced from 2 exons.